AUGGACUUCCUCCAUCUAGACCGGGACUGGUCUGUCCUGAUCUGCACCCGCUGUCAGUAUGCCCUGGUCCCAGAUGCAAUUGCAGCCCAUCUGAAAGAUCGACACGAGGACGUAGUGACGCGCGCGGCUGUCAAAGACUGCGUCAAUGCCUGGAAGUCCAUAGCUCUGCAAGAACCAGGCCGGGUACAGCAGCUAUAUAUACCGCCUUGCAUACCAGAGGCAGCAGCAAGCGCUACACUACACAUUGACUUAUCCACAGUCAACAGCGCUCGAGAAGCUGGUAGCAGCGGCGCAGGCGCUGAGCGUCAACCCAGCGGCCGGCCCAGAUUACAGACGCGGCGCUUCAGAGCAGCAGCUACAGGCAGAGCUCGACCAGGCUUGUCUAUGCUUCUGCAUUACGCUGCUCGACCAUCGCCUUCUUGGCCCGAUCUACGUUAG
Molecule: messenger RNA, 438 nt
Organism: Hyaloscypha bicolor E
Lineage: Eukaryota; Fungi; Ascomycota; Leotiomycetes; Helotiales; Hyaloscyphaceae
Exons: 1
Coding region: 1-438 (145 amino acids)
Source: RefSeq, a predicted model, not a curated record